AUGGACAACGUCAGCAAUGGUCUCGGCUUUGGGCAAGAUCCCAAGGCUACUGUCAUGAACCAAGUCAGGCAAGAGGCAGCCAUGACCAAUGCCCGGCAAUUGAUCGAGAAAGUGAAUGAGCACUGUUUUGAGAAGUGCGUACCAAAACCUGGAGCUUCAUUAUCCAGUGGCGAGGGCGCUUGUGUGACACAGUGUAUGGAUAAAUAUAUGGCGGUUUGGAAUACGGUCAGCAGGCAAUACAUCAACAGGAUACAGCAAGAGAAUGCGAAGAAUGGAGCUAGUGGAGGCAUCUUCUAA
Messenger RNA from Cadophora gregata, 297 nucleotides. It is a transcript of the gene TIM13, whose product is annotated as protein translocase subunit. The record is from RefSeq and is a predicted model, not a curated record. NCBI's taxonomy places the organism in Eukaryota, Fungi, Ascomycota, Leotiomycetes, Helotiales, Ploettnerulaceae. Bases 1 to 297 code for a protein of 98 amino acids. The transcript has 2 exons.